Synchytrium microbalum is the source of this 2493-nucleotide messenger RNA. RefSeq lists its product as uncharacterized. The record is from RefSeq and is a predicted model, not a curated record. NCBI's taxonomy places the organism in Eukaryota, Fungi, Chytridiomycota, Chytridiomycetes, Synchytriales, Synchytriaceae. Gene Ontology annotation, cellular component: ribonucleoprotein complex; cytosol. Gene Ontology annotation, biological process: translational elongation. The transcript is spliced from 10 exons. Gene Ontology annotation, molecular function: translation elongation factor activity; GTP binding; GTPase activity. The coding region runs from base 1 to 2493 and encodes 830 amino acids.
AUGGACAAGCGGACCAAUAUCCGUAACAUGUCUGUCAUUGCUCACGUCGACCACGGCAAGAGUACUUUGACUGACUCUCUUGUUGGCCACGCUGGUAUUAUUGCCUCCCAAAAAGUUGGUGAUGCUCGUUACACUGAUACUCGAGCUGAUGAACAAGAACGUGGUAUCACCAUUAAGUCUACCGCUAUUUCCAUGUUCUUUGAGCUCCCUGAAGAAGAUGUCGGCGAUGUCAAACAAAAGACUGAAGGUCGUGAGUUCUUGAUCAACUUAAUUGACUCACCCGGACACGUUGACUUCUCAUCUGAAGUCACUGCUGCUUUACGUGUCACUGAUGGUGCUUUGGUCGUCGUCGACACUGUAGAAGGUGUUUGUGUGCAAACAGAAACUGUAUUGCGACAAGCUCUAGCAGAAAGAAUCAAACCCGUAUUGGUCAUCAACAAAGUCGAUCGAGCUCUAUUAGAAUUGCAAUUGACGAAGGAAGACUUGUACAACAACUUCACCCGUUGUGUUGAAAACGUCAACGUCAUCAUCGCUACAUAUAACGACAAAGUCUUGGGUGACGUCCAAGUCUACCCAGAAAAGGGUACCGUCGCUUUCGGUUCCGGUCUUCACGGCUGGGCCUUCACUCUACGUCAAUUCGCUGCCAGAUACGCCAAGAAGUUUGGUGCUGACAAGGACAAGAUGAUGGCUCGAUUAUGGGGUGAUAACUACUUCAACCCUGCUACAAAGAAAUGGACUACCAAAGGUCAAGAUGAAUCUGGAAAACAAUUGGAGCGUGCCUUCAAUAUGUUUAUCCUUGAUCCCAUCUUCAAGCUCUUUGAUGCCAUAAUGAACUUUAAAAAGGACGAAGUCCCCAAGAUGUUGGAAAAGCUCAACAUUGUACUCAAGUCUGAAGAGAAGGAUUUGGAAGGAAAGGCCUUACUGAAGCUCGUCAUGAAGAAGUUCUUGCCAGCUGCUGAGGCAUUAUUGGAGAUGAUAGUCAUCCACUUGCCAUCUCCAGUUACUGCUCAGGCAUACCGUUGCGAGACCUUGUACGAAGGUCCAAUGGAUGAUGAAAACGCCCAAGGUAUCCGUGAGUGUGAUCCCAAGGGACCACUGAUGUUAUAUAUAUCGAAGAUGGUGCCAACUUCCGAUAAAGGUCGAUUCUACGCUUUCGGUCGUGUCUUCUCUGGAACAGUAAAGGCUGGCUUGAAGGUCCGUAUCCAAGGUCCAAACUACACUCCAGGAAAGAAGGAUGAUCUCUUUGUAAAGAAUGUGCAACGAACUGUACUCAUGAUGGGUAGAUUCGUCGAAGCCAUUGAAGACUGUCCAGCUGGUAACAUUAUUGGUUUGGUCGGUAUUGAUCAAUUCUUGCUCAAAUCUGGUACCAUCUCCACCUCGGAAACUGCUCACAACUUGCGAGUUAUGAAGUUCUCCGUAUCACCUGUAGUGCAGGUAGCCGUAGAUGUAAAGAACCCCAACGACUUGCCAAAACUUGUAGAAGGUCUUAAACGUCUAUCAAAGUCAGAUCCCUGUGUACAGUGCUUUACUUCCGACUCUGGUGAACAUAUUGUCGCUGGUGCUGGUGAAUUACACUUGGAAAUUUGUCUAAAGGACUUGGAAGAAGAUCACGCAGGUGUACCAAUAAAAACAGGAGACCCAGUAGUACCAUUCUGUGAAACCGUACAAGUCGAAUCCACUAUGGUCUGUCUAUCAAAGUCACCCAACAAACACAACCGUAUCUUUAUGAAGGCUCUACCCUUACAAGAAGAGUUGGCCCAAGUCAUCGAAUCUGGUAAAAUCGGCCCUCGUGAUGAUUUCAAGUUACGUGCUCGUGUUUUAGCUGACGAAUAUGGUUGGGACGUCACUGAUGCACGUAAGAUUUGGUGCUUUGGUCCAGAUACCUCAGGUCCAAACUUGUUGGUUGAUGUGACCAAGGCUGUGCAAUACUUGAACGAAAUUAAGGAUUCUUGUGUUGCUGCCUUCCAAUGGGCUACCAAGGAAGGUUGUCUGGCUGAAGAAAACAUGCGUGGUAUUCGAUUCAACGUUAUUGAUGUUACCUUGCAUACUGAUGCCAUCCAUCGAGGUGGUGGACAAAUCAUCCCAACAUGUCGUCGUGUCAUCUAUGCUUCCGUCUUAACUGCCAACCCAAGUUUGAUGGAACCAGUAUACCUAUGCGAAAUCCAAUGUCCAGAAUCUGCUAUGGGUGGUAUCUAUGGUGUACUCAAUCGUCGUCGUGGUCACGUCUUUGCCGAAGAACAAAGAAUCGGUACUCCACUAUACAACAUCAAGGCCUACUUGCCAGUUAUGGAAUCAUUUGGUUUCACUGCUGACUUGCGUGCCAACACUGGUGGCCAAGCUUUCCCACAGUGUGUGUUCGAUCACUGGCAAUUACUCAACGGCUCGCCAUUGGAGAAGGGUAGCAAGGUUGAAGAAAUCGUCCUCAAUGUCCGUAAACGCAAGGGAUUGACCCCUGAAAUUCCACCCUUGGACCGAUACUAUGACAAGUUGUAG